AUGAUGAGGCCGAGAUCAGUGCAAGACUUCACCCUGGACGGGCCCGUCCGCGGCGAGCUGCGGGAUGUCAUCGACCACUGGUCCGAGGUGCUGCAAACCGAGCGCUCCGCCCUGCUGGCGGAGCAGCGCCGCCUCGGAUUGAAAGACGCUGCGGAGCCGGAUUUCAUCCGAGCUUACUGCACCAGCGCCUUUGUGACCUUCUGGAGCCGAAGAGAUGCAGAGAUCGCUUUGAGGGUUCAGUACCGUGCGGAUGGGCUGCAGUUCUUGGUCUCGAGCGCUCCAGCUCCGGACGAUGUCAGGCAUCAGGAUCUGCAGAAGGGCGGUGCCGUCUGGGGAGAUAUGCUCAUGGGCUACCUGUGCAUUCUCUUCCUUUUCUGGGUCUUCGCGCCCUUCAUCGUGGCCUUCUCUGCCGUGGCGCAGCUGGAGACCUUGGAGACCGUGGUCCCAAGCCUUCACCACAUCGUGACCUACUGGCCGAUCUUUCGCUCCCUUUGGGACGGCCUGGCCAGUGCUUUCGCCCUCUCCCUCUUCAUGAGCUGCCUGCCCUUCUGCCUCUACGUCGUCUGCAGCCGGCUCUUCGUCACGAAGUCGGAGAGGCGCUGUCAGCUCCAGGUUCAGAGCUGGUACUUCUUCUUCCUCACCGUCUUCGUGCUGCUGGUGCCGGCGGUGGGCUCCUCCGUCUUCUACACGAUGAGCCGCCUGGUGGAUCAUCCGAAGGAGAUCUUCUCGCUCCUGGCUUCCACCUUGCCAUAUUCCACGCACUUCUACCUGAGCUACUUCCCGCUUCAGUGGACAUUUCAGGUUCUGGAGGCUGCCCGCUACCCCAUCGCAAUGAAGUACCUGGCGAUGAAGGCCCUCUACGGCGAAGAUCAAGCCAAGACGCUCUGCGAACCGGAGGACCAGGCCUACUAUGGCAUAGGCGCUCGGUCCGCGCGGUGCUCCUUGCUGCUGUCGAUGGCCCUGACCUUCUGCAGCCUGUCGCCCUUGAUCUGCGCCUUGGGCCUCGCCACCUUCGGCCUCUGCCGGCUCACCUACGGGUAUCUGCUGGUCUACUCCGAGACGACGAAGCCGGACCUUGGGGGCGAAUUCUGGUGCUUGCAGCUGCAGCACCUUCAGAAGGGCUUGUUCCUCUACGUAGCUUUGAUGACCAGCGUGCUGCUCGAGAGGUCGGACUCCUUGGGCCCUCCGGGGAUCGCUGCCGGCGCCGGCGUCUUGCUCCUUCAGCAGUACCUCCAGUUCAAAAGGAAGUAUCAGUGGCGAUGCCUUCCCUUUGAGGACCUCGUCCACGUGGAUGAUGACAGGGCCUCCGUUGCGGUGACCGGCGUGGAGUACCAGCAGCCGGAGUUGCGGGAGACCUAA
Messenger RNA from Symbiodinium necroappetens, 1359 nucleotides. The record is from the annotation of a GenBank genome assembly. NCBI's taxonomy places the organism in Eukaryota, Dinophyceae, Suessiales, Symbiodiniaceae.